Pyricularia oryzae 70-15 is the source of this 991-nucleotide messenger RNA. RefSeq lists its product as uncharacterized. Gene Ontology annotation, biological process: regulation of proteolysis; regulation of Ras protein signal transduction. The record is from RefSeq and is a predicted model, not a curated record. The transcript has 2 exons. Bases 71 to 991 code for a protein of 306 amino acids. Lineage: Eukaryota; Fungi; Ascomycota; Sordariomycetes; Magnaporthales; Pyriculariaceae. Gene Ontology annotation, molecular function: phospholipid binding; peptidase inhibitor activity.
CGAAGCGUUGGCAGAUUGAAUCGACGAAAAAGAAGAAAGAAUUUUUUUUUUUGGACAAGCACAAUUCACCAUGAAGGCAACAAUCCUUACACUGGCUGCCGCCGUGGCCCCGGUGCUGGCGGGCAUACCACCAGCCGAAUUCAAGUUCCCCGAAGCUGAAAGCGAGCUCAGUGUAGAAUUCACAUGGAGCGGCCAAAGCAGGACUGUGAUGGCGGGUCAAUUGUUUGGCAGCAACAUCACCAGCCAGAAGCCUCAGCUUGCGGUUGACCAGCAGAAGUUCAAAGCCCUGGCAGACUACAAGGGCGAAUACAUCAUCGUCAUGAUCGACCCGGACGCGCCAUCACCCGACGACCCAAAGCUGAAAUUCAUCCUCCACUGGCUCCAGACCUCGGUCACGGCCCAGACCACCAUGGCAUCCAACAGCACCCUCGGGGGCCAGAUGGCACUGCUGCCCAAGGCGGGACAGCAGCCGCAGGUGCCGUACGCGCCGCCCGCGCCGCCGCCGACGUCGUCUGCGCACCGCUACAUCAUCUACGCGUUUGCGCAGCCGUCCAACUUCACCAUGCCGCGGACCUUUGCCAACUUUAGCGGCACGAACCGCGCCUCCUUCAACAUUGACAAUUUUGUCCGCGACGCCAACCUCGACAAGCCCCUGGCCGCCGAGUACUUUUACGUGUCGCGCCAGUCCAACGUGCCGGGCACCUUUGUCGACCAGCCCGGCGGCUCGUACCCCGGCGGCAACGGCAACGCCAUCUUCACGGCCAACCAGACGAGGCCCGCCAGCCCGUCCUCGGGAUCGAACAACGGCACGCGCCCGGCACCCACGACACCCUCCAGCGGGGGCUCUGGUGGCGGUGGUGGUACCCCCGCCGGCGGCCAGGGCACCACCUUUACGCCGCCAUCGAUACCUGGCAAUGCGGCCGUUAAGCAGUCUGCUGGUAUGGGUGCGUUGUUGGGGGCUGGUGUCGUAGGACUUACUAUGUUGUUGUAG